AUGGAUUACAUCAUGAAUGGCAAUUGGAACUGGAAAGAUGGUCUCACGGAUUGGAAAUCUAUGGCUUCCAUGUAUGCAUCACUGACACUAUUGAGAGGCGCGGUUAGAGAUUUAGUACCUCCUGAAAUAUAUCAACUUGCAAAAACUUCAUACUCUUACUUCUUCUCUAAAGUUCAACCAAAGUAUCUUACAAUACAUAUUCACCAAUACGAAAACGGUUAUGAUAACACUAUUUUCAAAGCAGUUGAAUGUUAUCUUAGUACAAAGUGUUAUACAUCUUCUUCCGAAUUGCUAAGGCUAUCUAAAAUCAAGAAUGCAAAGAACCAUACUUACACUAUGGUUCCAAAGCAAGUAAUUGAAGAUAUCUUCAGAGGAAUUCGUAUCAAUUGGACUUUGUUAGAGAAUGAGGAGACAAAAGAAUACAAAAGCGCUAGAGGAUACUAUUUGGAGGUUUCUUUUGAAAGUAAAUAUAAGGAGGUUGUGAAUUCAGCUUAUCUUCCUUAUAUAAUCACAGAAGCAGAAGUUUUCAAAUUCCACAACAGAGGGAAGAAACUAUACACCAAUCGGUACGGAGGUAGCUGGUCACAGGUCUGUCUUUUCAGUCAUCCUUCUACGUUCGAUACAAUUGCAAUUGACCCUUCUCUUAAAAAAGAGAUUCAAGAUGAUCUAAAGAAAUUUGUGAGCAGAAGUGAGUUUUAUUCUAGAGUUGGAAAAGCAUGGAAAAGAGGUUACCUUCUCUAUGGUCCUCCUGGAACAGGAAAAACAAGUUUGAUUGCUGCAUUUGCUAAUUACUUGGAAUUUGAUAUAUAUGACAUGGAAUUAACUUCUGUUAGCAGGAAUGAAGACUUAAGAGAGCUGUUAAUAAAUACUUCAAGCAAAUCUAUCAUUGUGGUCGAAGAUAUUGAUUGUUCAAUACAUAUUGAUAACCGAAAAAAGAAAAACAAGCGUAGAAGGAACAAUGACUCUAAUUCUGUGAGCUUGUCUGGUGUUUUGAACUUUGUUGAUGGACUUUGGUCACCUUGCGCCGGAGAAAGGUUGAUUAUAUUUACAACGAAUCAUAAGGAGAAACUCGAUCCGGCUCUGCUGAGGUCAGGUCGAAUGGACAAACAUAUUUUGCUUUCUUAUUGUAAUAUGGAAUCAUUUAAGGUUUUGGCAAAGAAUUAUUUGAAACUUGAAGAACAUGAGUUGAUGAAAGAAGUUGAAGAACUGCUGAGAUUACUUGAGAUUACACCAGCUGAUGUUGCAGAGUGUUUAAUGAGUUAUGAUGAAGAUCCAGACUCGGGUAUGAGAAAUGUGAUUGAACAGCUGAAGAAGAGAUUGCAUGCGAAGAACAACGAAAACAAAGAAAAAGAUACCAAGAAGAAAUCACGAUCUGAUAUCAAAGAAACACAAAAGGCCAAGAAGAAAAAAGAAGAGAUGAAGAAGAAAAAAGAAAGUAAGAAGAAAAGAGAAGAAGAGUCAGAUGAUUCAGAUAACUCAGAGAGCUCAGAUGAGUCAGAGAGCUCAGACGAGUCCGAUAAUCGAACAGCUCAGAUGACUCGGACAACUCUGCCGAGUCAACUGGUUCAGAGGAUUCAGAUGGUUAUGAAACAGCUGGAUCAAAUGAUGAAUCAGAUGAAUUACAUUUUACCGAUGAAACGAGGAUGGCGAUAAAUAUGAUGAUGAUAUGAUGUUGCAGCUUAACUAUAAGAACAGAGUAUAGACCAGAGUCCUGUGCAUCUUGAAAGUUCUGAUAGUUUCCUUAUUCAAACUAGCAUAGCUUUUCUUAUUCUUACUAGCAUACAUAUAUUAAUGUUAUUACUGUACCAAGAUGGUUAAGGCCCCAGUCCUUUUUGUCAACAAAUUAGCAAAAAACUAGUGAUUUACUUGUUUUUAAUACACACUAGUGAUUAUAAACAUCAUUUUUACUGUUUCCCCCAGAUUCAUAUUCUUGACUUUACAAAAUCAGAUGGCAGAGUUAGUUAAGAGUGGACAGGCGCGAACUCAGAAAUUUAAAAACAAACUAAUACAUUGUUUACAUAAUUGAAACACGGGAGAGGUUCAAAUCAAUGACUAGUUGAAGGCGCAAAUUCAAAUUUUUGUGUACUAACUAAUUUCAAGAUGAAAACCUUAGUUACAGCCGGGGAACAAAGAUGCAAACC
Molecule: messenger RNA, 2141 nt
Organism: Papaver somniferum (opium poppy)
Lineage: Eukaryota; Viridiplantae; Streptophyta; Magnoliopsida; Ranunculales; Papaveraceae
Product: AAA-ATPase At3g50940-like
Exons: 2
Coding region: 1-1653 (550 amino acids)
Molecular function (GO): ATP binding; ATP hydrolysis activity
Source: RefSeq, a predicted model, not a curated record